GGCCAUAAAACUCUUUGCCGAAAACUGAAAAACACGUGCAAAAAAGUUUGCUUUGCAAAUAUUUCAAAGAGGGCAAUAGAAAUAAGAAAUCCUUUUCUUCUUUUUUACAUGCAAGAAUAACCCAAAAUCUUCUUCUCCAAGAAAACAGAUUAGAGAUCUUCUCGCAAUAUCCGAAAAUGAACCAGCCCAAGAAAAUGAAUACCUAACUUAGAAGAAAUCUAAAGAACUAAUGUACGAUGAACAGGAAAACUCAAGACACACACAAUGUGUUUGUUUAAAUGUUCCAGAGAACUCACCUUUGUACGCCAUAUUCUGUAAAACCCAUACAUCCUGGAAAGCGAUUCGCCUGAACCCAUCUGUACACCAUAUUUGGUAUAACCCGCCUUGAAGCCGUCUCUAUUCCUUUGUCGUGGAAUCCAAAAGUUAUUUUUCUAAUUCAAAACAGGGACUCUGUCAUUCAAGAUGGAAGGAGCAGCAAAUUAUCAAAUGAGUUAUGUUCAACCAGCAAGUGAAUUGAUACAGGAGAAAGAUCGUGAUAUUCUCGUUUUAAAUCUUCCCGGGUUUAAGAAAGAGCUGUUGAAAGCUGAAUUAACUAGUGAAUCAAGAAUCCUGAAGAUCAGUGGAGCAAGGCAACUUGAGGAUAAAAGGUGGAUUGGUUUUGAUAAGGAUUUUCCGGUUUCGCCAAAUUGUGACACCCAAAAAAUCAGUGCAAGAUUUGACAACAGCAAGCUGUUUGUGACUAUGCCAAAACUGAUUAGUCCAGCAGCGAAAGAAGAAGGCAAACUGCAACCCUUAGAAACCCGAAAGCCUCAGAAGCCCACAAAGAAGCCAUUCGCUGCUCCAGACGUGAAUAUGCCAAAACUGAUUAGUCAACCCUUAGAAACCCGAAAGCCUCAGAAGCCCACAAAGAAGCCAUUCGCUGCUCCAGACGUGAAUAUGCCAAAACUGAUUAGUCAACCCUUAGAAACCCGAAAGCCUCAGAAGCCCACAAAGAAGCCAUUCGCUGCUCCAGACGUGAAUAUGCCAAAACUGAUUAGUCAACCCUUAGAAACCCGAAAGCCUCAGAAGCCCACAAAGAAGCCAUUCGCUGCUCCAGACGUGACUAUGCCAAAACUGAUUAGUCCAGAAGAAAAAGAAGACAGCAAACUGCAACCCUUAAAAACCCGAAAGCCUCAGCAGCCCACAGAGAAGCCAUUCGAUGCUCCAGAGAAGAAUGUAGAACAAGCCAGCCAAAAGAAAUCGGCAAGGCAAAAGAUGAACAUAGUUCUGUCUGUUCUGUUGGCCAUUCUUAUUGGUCUUUAUGUUAGUAAUCUGGUUUGGUAUUUCAAGAAAGCUGAAAAUUGAGGAUUGUUCAUUUUGUAAAUAAUUAAUGUAACAAUUCCAAAAAAUAAUAAUAAUAAAUAAUAAUAAUGUAUCUCUAACUGAUUGAAGGGAAUCAACAGAAUUAGAAGUGCUUCUCACGUAUUAUAAGCAAAAUAUGUUUUGCGUCUUUCUGUACAGUGAACAAUGAUUCUAUCGAUUCUGAUAAAAGGAUUUCU
Messenger RNA from Olea europaea var. sylvestris, 1538 nucleotides. RefSeq names its product translation initiation factor IF-2-like. The transcript has 2 exons. NCBI's taxonomy places the organism in Eukaryota, Viridiplantae, Streptophyta, Magnoliopsida, Lamiales, Oleaceae. The coding region runs from base 463 to 1344 and encodes 293 amino acids. The record is from RefSeq and is a predicted model, not a curated record.